CUCGUAUUUUUAAACAAAGAAAAUUAUGUGGUAAUAUACUCAUAAACGAGUGCCUAAAUAAUACAAUUGAUCUAAAAUAUGCACUAGUUUAGUUAAAUUAUUUCCUCCUACGAGUCCGGGUGCGCUUUUUCACCUGUUCCUGGAUUGGGAAAAUAUGAGCGGUUACCCUAGCUGCCCGCCCCCUGCCGGCCCAGUUUGCCCUCAGAUCUGCCCACCACCUGACCCCGCGCCUCCAUGUAGAGUCAAGCCUAUAAUGCGGGGCCUUCACUGGAGUCAAACCACCAAAAUUCUCACCCAAGCUUUCGCUUUGGCUGCCCUAGGAGGCGCCUCGGUUUACGUCUUUGUCGCAAGACCCAGACGCGCCCGUUAUCAAGAAUUCCAUGCUAAAGCUGAGAUUGAGGACUGGGCUGAUGAAAUGGCCAGGAAAGGACUGUUCCAGUCCGUACCGCUUUCAUCGUUUACCGACGAUUCUGAUAAAAAGUCCAAAUAAUUAUGGUACUAGGUACUAUGUACUCCUACUUACCUAUUUCAAUAAAUUUAUUUUAGAAAUAUUUUCUUUUUGUUUUUGACAUAUAUUGUCUCAUGUAUUACUUACGAACUCCGAACUACU
Amyelois transitella is the source of this 610-nucleotide messenger RNA. RefSeq names its product cytochrome c oxidase subunit 6C-like. The transcript has 3 exons. Bases 155 to 490 code for a protein of 111 amino acids. The record is from RefSeq and is a predicted model, not a curated record. NCBI's taxonomy places the organism in Eukaryota, Metazoa, Arthropoda, Insecta, Lepidoptera, Pyralidae.